Messenger RNA from Lytechinus pictus (painted urchin), 3992 nucleotides. RefSeq names its product histamine N-methyltransferase-like. Bases 309 to 1211 code for a protein of 300 amino acids. The record is from RefSeq and is a predicted model, not a curated record. The transcript is spliced from 4 exons. Lineage: Eukaryota; Metazoa; Echinodermata; Echinoidea; Temnopleuroida; Toxopneustidae.
GCCCAUGAGUUUUUAUGUUCUUAUGAGCAUGAUUAUAUAAACUGCCCUGUUUCGUAACGCUUCCUAAAUAGGAAAUCUCAAUUGAUGAUAGGUUAUUUAGAGAAGCCAAACGCAUUUUUAGAGGCCAUCACCACUUCUGAAGUUUUUGGCGCAAAUAUUCACUACUGAAUGAUACGCGCCGUAUAAGCUAAAACAACAACAACAACAACGUUUUCUUUUAUUUGACCAUUCUUGUCAUUGAUUGAAAUUCAACAAUUUACUACCUCCUAUCAGAGAGAGACUCCAAAUCACCGACGACGUACACCAAUAUGAGUAAUAACAAUAAUCUACCCGCUGGCCUGACGAGUAUUACAGACGAUCUUGAACGAUACACAGAUACAUUCAUGAAAGGCUUCUGGCCAAAUUCAAGUGAUGUCACUGUCAUCCGAUCGUGGCUCCGGGAUGAGCUCGAUGAUGCGGUCAUAGACGACAUCGCUCAAAAGUUUUCACCAAGUCACCAGGUCAAUGUGAUGGGUGUUGGGACUGGAGAUGGAUCAAUGGAUAGUAUCAUCAUCGGAAAAUUUCGCGAGGUGUUCGGAAAUCUUCGGUACACUGUUAUCGAGCCCGGUAGUGUCAUUGAGCAAUUUAAGACUGUGCAUUUGAGCGACGAAGUGAAGGAAGUGACCUUCGACUGGAAGAAUAAGACACUUUCCGAUGUUUGCCGAGAUGAUGCCAUGAAGUUGAAGAAUAAAUUCGUAUUCAUCAGUGCUAUUCAUUCGGCUUAUUACUUUGAUAAUCUUGUGGAUUCUUUGUCAAAUCUUCUUGACUUUCUAGUGGAUGGGGGAUCUUUGAUGAUCAUAGUUAACUCAGAUGAUAACACACUGGUAAAGUUCCUCAACAAUCUGUCCUGGAGAGAAAAUAACACGCAAUCUCGAUUGGCAGAAAAGAUUGCUCAAUUCGCCGAAUCAAAAGAUCUUCAUCUUGUGACCUUUAACCUUCCAGCCAGAAUCAACGUCACUUCCUGCUUUGACCAAUCAUCCAAAGAAGGCGGGAAACUUCUUGAUUUUCUAACUGAAGUGGCUUAUUUCCGAGAGACGGCAUCAGACGAUAUUAAAAAAGAAACGCUGUCGGUGAUGAGAUCAUUAUCGACCCAAGAUGAGGAUGAAAAACUCUACUUUGGAACAAAUUGUAAAGCUAUGAUCUUGACUAAGAAUCAUACCGUUGAUUAUUGAUGUUUCAGGGAGUUAACAUCUUAAAACCAUAGAAUCCAUAGACUUUAUCAGAACUCUGAGUCAUUAUACAGAGCAGACGCGCUUGUGCGUUUCAAGGAAUAUGAAGACGGAGACGAGCUACUCGCUACGUCCCAUCUUUGAAAAGACUCGUACUUUGAAAGACUGAAGAAGCUUAAUAGAAGCUUAAUUUGCCUACUCUUGUUUAUAGACGAGCUAUAUUAUAGAAUUUACCUUAUAUAACCUUACCGGAUACCCAUUUACCUCACCCGGGUUGAGUGCAGCACAAUGUGAGAUGUCGCUCUGCGUGUAUAUUACGAUGGUACAGCACUAGUAAUGUAGAGGGUUUAUUUCCAAUUCGUCUAAUGCCAAUUCGUCAAAUUGCCAAAUCGUAAUAGGUCCAUGGUCUAAUAACCAGUUGGUCAAAUAGCUAUUUAGUCCAGAUAACAUUUGGUCUAAAUAGACUAAAGUUGUGCAAAAAUGAAUGAAAAUGAACUGGAUAUUAGACCAACUGGUUAUGAAACCAAAUGGUCAAAUUGGACGAAAUGGUGAUUAAACGAAGUGACGAUUGGACUAAAUGGUUAAUGGACCAAAUGGUUGUUAGACGAAAUGUUGAUGGACGGAAUGGCAUAAGACCAGAUGAAAGUAGACCAUGUUGUGAAUAGACGAGUUGGUAGUAGACGACUUGGCAAUUUACCAUGUAGAGUACCCAGGGGCGGAUCCAGGAUUUAAAAAAAGGAGGGGAGACAUUUUCCGAGGAAAAAUUUGACAAGCAAAACAAAAAAAAGUCUUCAUUUCAAGGGGGGGGGGGGCAUACUUCUGUUUUAAUGGCAUUUUUACAUAACAAAUUUUAAUAUUGCUUCUCAAAAGGGGGCCGGCUUUGCCCCCCCCCCCCCUGGAUCCGCCAGUGAGGGUACCGAUGUGUGAUUUCAGUCAUAUUUUGGUAGCACAAUGAUGGAAGCUUUCACACAAUAAAUUUUAUUUUGCAUUUAUUUAUCUAAUGUACACAUAAUGCAAUAUUUUUUAUAAAUCACAAAUGCUUUAAUGCAUAAAGAUCCAGACCGGAGCUAAAAGUGAAAUUGACAAAUUGGAAAUAUGUAACUACACAAUACAACACCCAUCCUCCAAUUAGCCGCCUAAGAGUAAUGCGAAUAAUUCAAUAAAAAUUGCGUUCACAAACUUAUUCAAAAAUAAUCCGCACUAUUUUUACGAGCGCCCGUCCUGAAAAAGGCGGAUAAUCGUCAUGGCAACCGCACACACCCCCUCCGAUGCGGUUGCGUUGGAAAAGGGUGACCUUGUGACCGCACCAUGGCAAUUAUCCGUAUUACUUUCGAAAUGCGUUCAUAAAGUCAAAAUCUGGUCCCGAUGCUGCUAAUAUGCGGAUAAUUGCAGCAUCAAAAUAAUGCGGAUAACUCUGGUCCUCCUCCGAUUUUACGACCAAUUAGCCGCAUAAUUGGGUUUAUGAAAGGGGUAUUAGUUUUAUGCAUAUUCACCGUUGACAACUGACUAUUUUUCUCUGGCCUAAAGACCGUGACGUCAUGUUGUGAUUCCAUAUUUAUAUUUUGUACACAUAAAAGCUGGGUGAUUUUUCUGCUUUUUAAAAAUUCGACUUUUCUUUUCAAUUUGCAGAAGAAAAUGGCUCUGACAAUUCAGUGAUCAAAUGGUUGGAAACUUACAACUCUUCACCUGUUUUUGUGCCUAAAAUUGGAAAAUUUUAACACAUAAUCUGAAUGCAGAUAUAGAAUUGGAAAGCUGGGCCAAAUAAACAGAAUAAACAGAAAAUAAAAUAACUCAAGAGUAGUCCAAAUCUGUAGAUUUUAUCAAUUCAAGCUUGCAGGGAAAUGUAUUUAUGAUAAUCUCUGUGUGAUAAGUGAGGAAAAUAAAAUGCGUAUUUUGAAAACCAGAAAAAUCACCCAGAUUUUCUGUGCACAAACAUAAGGAAUCACAACGCUUCUAAGAAGUUCCAACACAACAUGAUGUUACGAUCUUGAGGCCGGUGAAAAGCACAUAAAACUUAUUUUAGAAACCUGAUAAUUGGAGCUACAAAAUACUCAGCUGGUAAGCGGUGAAAUAAUAUUGCACGAAUCUUGCAUUUCGGUGUUAAGUGGUUAAUUUCUAAGCUUCCGAUUGGUAUAUGAUUUGUCAGUUUCACUUUUGGGCCCGGACUGGGUCGUUGAUACUUUACAAUGUUCCAGAAAAGAAAAGAUGUUCGAGGGAGCGAAGCCCCUAGCUGAGCUCCAGAAAAUUGUAUUAGAACUUGAUUUACGCUUUAAUCAACAAGGGCGUCAUCACAAAACUCAGUGCUGUAAGCAUUCGGGACUUACACCAUUAUUGGCAGUAACACGAGGCUGCAUAUUUAGAUCACACUGAAGGGUUUGCAGACUACAUUUUACCGGUUCUGAUCUUUUUCUGUAGCUUACAUCCAUUUAAAUAAAAUGUCUAUUUAUUACCAAAUUAAUACUAAAACUAUAGACCACCAUAAUGUAUUCGCCUUGAACAAAUGCAAAUGGGGGGGGGGGGGUCUUCUAGAUAGUAUUAUUUUUCUUCAUUUCUUUAAUUAGAAAAUGUAAUGUCUGAAAAGGACCCUUAUCUACAUGCAUUCUGCUACUAAGCAUUCCUCCGCAUUUCCGUUUUGUGUAAUUAUUAAUGUACAUGUAGCAUAAUUAUGUUCAUAUUAAGUGAGAUUCCUAAUUAUUAUCACUUCAUAUUCGAAGUAUGAACGCAAAGGUUUUAAUUAUAUCAAAGUUUUGUAACGUCAAGGAUAUGUGAAAAUAAAACCUAGAU